This is a messenger RNA of Epinephelus fuscoguttatus (brown-marbled grouper), 1272 nucleotides long. RefSeq names its product stanniocalcin 2a (gene stc2a). NCBI's taxonomy places the organism in Eukaryota, Metazoa, Chordata, Actinopteri, Perciformes, Serranidae. Gene Ontology annotation, cellular component: extracellular region. The record is from RefSeq and is a predicted model, not a curated record. Bases 263 to 1120 code for a protein of 285 amino acids. Gene Ontology annotation, biological process: intracellular calcium ion homeostasis. The transcript is spliced from 4 exons. Gene Ontology annotation, molecular function: hormone activity.
UGCGUCUCUGAUUGGUUGUGAAGCCCCAACCGACAACACCUGCUUAACUCCUUCAUCCAAAUUGACACCCGGGGCUCUGAGAAAUAUAGGCAGCAUCCCUUCCAGCUCAUGCAUUCAGUCCCACAGCUGCCCCCAUAAGACACCAAGCCGCAGCUGCGCUGAUCACUGAUCCAAGGUGAACCCUCACACACACAUACACACACACACAUACACACACUGCCGGGAUCUUUGCUGGAAAUCGGAGCACACUGUCGGAGACGCAAUGUUGGUCAAACUGGCCGUGGCGCUGCUGGUUUUGUCAGUGCUGGAGCAAGUGGUGGGAUCGGAUAAUACUGAUAUCCAUGACAGCCUCCCGGAGAAGCCUGCGAGCCAGAAAGGACGCCUCUCCCUGCAGAAUACAGCUGAGAUCCAGCACUGCCUGGUGAGUGCAGGGGAUGUCGGCUGUGGUGUGUUUGAGUGCUUUGAGAAUAACUCCUGCGAGAUACGAGGGCUACAGGAAAUCUGCAUGACGUUCCUGCACAACGCUGGCAAAUUUGACUCUCAGGGGAAGUCCUUCAUCAAGGAUGCUCUGAAAUGUAUGGCACAUGGGCUACGGCACAAGUUCAGCUGCAUCAGCCGGAAGUGUGUUUCCAUUAAAGAGAUGGUGUUCCAGCUCCAGAGAGAGUGUUACAUCAAACACAACCUUUGCUCUGCUGCGAAGGAGAAUGUGGCCGUCAUGGUGGAGAUGAUCCAUUUCCAAGAUCUCUUCCCUAAAGGUCCAUAUGUGGAGCUGGUGAAUAUUCUCCUAAGCUGCGGAGAGGAGGUGAAGGAGGCGUUGACACGGAGUGUCCGGCUACAGUGCGAGCAGAACUGGGGGGCUCUGUGCGACAGCCUGAGCCUCUGCUCCUCCCUCGCCCCGUCUCCUGCCGGCACCGCCGUCGAACAACACCGCCGCCCCUUGCCUUCCCACCCUGAGCCUGAGCAUCCUCGCCCCCCGCGGCAAGGUGAAAAGGACAAACCCGCUAAGGCGGGCUUCAACACUCACCCACGCAACCGCAGUCAGGGACCCCGCCGCCAGAGCCCAGAGGCCGGAGUCGUGGCCGAGCAGGAAGACCCCGAAGCCACCGAUAUCCGGAGGUGAAAGCGCAGAGACUGUCCCGACCUUUGACCCCCUACGACGUUUAAAAACCACACUUGCAGACUUAUGCACAACUCCACACUUCUCCACACACACACACGCAUGCUCACACACACACACACACACACACACACACACACACACACACACACACA